This is a messenger RNA of Talaromyces proteolyticus, 4869 nucleotides long. Its product is annotated as putative ABC multidrug transporter. Gene Ontology annotation, biological process: transmembrane transport. Gene Ontology annotation, molecular function: ATP binding; ABC-type transporter activity; ATP hydrolysis activity. Bases 111 to 4715 code for a protein of 1534 amino acids. Lineage: Eukaryota; Fungi; Ascomycota; Eurotiomycetes; Eurotiales; Trichocomaceae. Gene Ontology annotation, cellular component: membrane. The transcript is spliced from 8 exons. The record is from RefSeq and is a predicted model, not a curated record.
CACCUAGCUCGCUCCUUAUAUUCACUCUGGCUCCUGCACAUCGUUUCGGUUGGUGCUUCUCAGGUUGACCUCGGGCUGUACACAGGCGCCUUGCAUAGCUACACUCCUCAAUGGCUUCUGAAAAGUUUGAGGCCGGCGAUGCGCCGCCAGACCCCCAUAGCAUUUCCCACCUUUCGUCUGCGUCGACAACCGAGGAGGACAAGCGUCCAAAUCAGGACGAUGAGAUAACAGACGUCAAUCGGUCGAGCGACGAUGACUUGCCCGGAACAUUUGAGCCAGUGCGACCGGGAGACCGCGAAGAGCUGACCCGGAUCGCGUCGUCGCUCUCGUCGCGACGUGCCAGCACCCUGGGUCGUCGCGAAAGCAACGCCAUAACCCGCCUGGAUACUGUCGACGAACUCGCUCUGGAGGAUCCUCGACUCGAACCCGCCAAUACGAAAUUCGACGCCUAUCUGUGGGCUCGAAAGAGACUACGCAUGCUGCAGCAGGAAGGAAUCCGCCCGCAAAGAGCCAGUAUCACCUUUAAAAAUCUAAACGUGUCGGGUUCAGGAGCUGCCUUGCAAUUACAAAAUACAGUCGGCUCGGUCUUGUUGGGCCCAUUGCGGCCAGGGGACUUCUUCAGUUUCUCCAAAUCAAAAACCCACAAAAAGAUUUUGUCUAAUUUCGAUGGCGUCCUCAAAAGCGGUGAAUUGUUGAUGGUUCUCGGGCGACCAGGCAGUGGAUGUUCCACAUUCUUGAAAACUCUGUCUGGUGAAUUGCAUGGACUUGAUCUGGACAAGGAGUCUGUCAUACACUACAGUGGUGUUCCAAUGAACAAGAUGCAUGCUGAGUUCAAAGGCGAGGUCCUGUAUAACCAGGAAGUCGACAAGCACUUCCCUCAUUUGACUGUUGGCGAAACAUUGGAAUUUGCCGCGAGAGCAAGGGCCCCAGCUCAUCGCUUUCAGGGUCAGACCCGGGAUGAUUAUGUCAACGAAACCACCCAAGUGGUCAUGGGUGUCUUCGGACUAUCGCAUACCUACAAUACCAUUGUUGGCAAUGACUACGUGCGUGGUGUGUCCGGUGGUGAACGAAAGCGGGUUAGUAUUGCUGAAAUGGCUCUCUCUAGGGCACCCAUUGCGGCAUGGGAUAAUAGCACUCGCGGAUUAGAUGCAGCAAGUGCUUUAGAAUUCGUUAAAGCACUUCGUAUGUCUGCCGAUUUAUCUGGAAGCUGUCAGAGUGUGGCCAUCUAUCAAGCGUCUCAAGCCAUUUAUGAUGUUUUUGACAAGGUCAUUGUCCUGUACCAAGGUCGCCAAAUUUAUUUCGGCCCGUGUAGCCAGGCAGAGCAGUACUUUUUUGACAUGGGAUGGUCGAAACCUUCUAGACAGACUACCGGUGAUUUCCUCACCUCGGUCACUAACCCACAGGAGCGUCAACCUCGAGAAGGAAUGGAGAACAAGGUUCCGCGCACUCCGGAUGAAUUCGAAACAUAUUGGAGGAACAGUUCUCAUUAUCAGGCUUUGAUGCGAGAAAUCGAGGAGCAUGAAGCCACCCAUCCCGUGGGUGGUGGCGCAGAAAAGGAUUUGGCAGACAAAAAACACGCUCAGCAGGCCAAACACGUCAACCCGAAGAGUCCUUACUUGAUGUCCAUACCCAUGCAGGUUCGGCUUUGUACCAAACGGGCCUAUCAAAGAUUAUGGAACGACAAGGCUACCACAUUGACGACGGUGAUUGGUCGUGUAUUCAUGGCUUUGAUUAUUGGUUCCAUCUAUUUCGGUACACCGAAUGCAACGGCAGGAUUUCAAAGCAAAGGCGCCGCCAUAUUUUUUGCAGUUUUACUGAAUGCGCUCAUCAGUAUAACGGAGAUCAACUCAUUGUAUGAUCAGCGUCCCAUUAUCGAAAAACAAGCGUCAUACGCCUUCGUCCACCCCUUCACUGAAGCACUAGGUAGUAUAGUGGCAGAUCUUCCUAUCAAAUUUGUUGCUUCAGCGGCCUUCAAUAUUGUACUCUACUUCCUUGCUAGUCUGCGCUCUGAGCCAUCUCAAUUUUUUAUCUUCUUUCUAUUUACAUUCAUCGCCACUUUAUCCAUGUCUUCGAUCUUUCGAACGCUGGCCGCCGCAACGAAAAGUCUGGCCCAAGCCAUGGCUUUGGCUGGUGUCAUGGUCUUAGCCAUCGUUAUAUACACCGGCUUCGUUAUACCUGGCCCCCAGAUGCACCCUUGGUUUUCGUGGAUUCGCUGGAUCAACCCCGUAUUUUAUGCUUUCGAGGCUCUUGUAGCGAAUGAAUUCCAUGGGCGUGAAUUUGGUUGCUCGAGCUUCGUUCCUGCGUAUCCCAACCUGUCUGGCAACACCUUCAUCUGCUCUUCACGCGGUUCAAUCACUGGUCGAAUGACUGUAUCUGGUGAUGACUUUAUUGCAAGCCAGUACGAUUAUUCCUACUCACACGUAUGGAGGAACCUAGGAAUUUUGAUAGCCUUUUGGAUAUUUUUCAUGUUUACCUAUCUCAUUUUCACUGAAUUCAAUUCGGCAACCUCUUCAACUGCCGAAUUUCUUGUCUUCCGCCGCGGUCGAGUUCCUGCAUAUAUGACGAAGUCUGACAAUGAUGCCAAGAACGAAGCUGUCGAAGCACCCUCAUCGCGCGGUAAAGAUGGGGAGGAGAAGCAACAAUUGCAGGUUCUUCCCGAACAACAUGAUGUAUUCACAUGGCAAAACGUGUGCUACGAUAUUCCUGUUAAAGGCGGCCACCGGCGGCUUUUGGAUAACGUCUCCGGCUGGGUCAAACCAGGAACACUUACAGCACUUAUGGGAGUAUCCGGGGCCGGUAAAACCACGCUUCUUGACGUUCUUGCGCAACGUGUUUCUAUUGGGGUGGUAACGGGAGAUAUGUUUGUUAAUGGCAAGCCGUUGGAUCCUAGCUUUCAACGCAAAACUGGAUACGUUCAACAACAAGAUCUUCACUUGGAGACCAGCACUGUCCGAGAGGCAUUACGAUUUAGUGCCGCCCUACGCCAGCCUAAGAGCACACCCAUGUCUGAGAAGUAUGCCUAUGUGGAAGAAGUAAUCAAAAUGCUUAAUAUGGAAGACUUCGCUGAGGCUGUGGUUGGAACACCUGGCGAAGGUUUGAACGUUGAGCAGCGCAAGCUUUUGACUAUAGGCGUGGAAUUGGCUGCUAAACCCGCUUUACUGUUGUUUCUGGACGAGCCCACUAGCGGUCUCGAUUCCCAAAGCUCUUGGUCUAUUUGUGCUUUUUUGCGCAAGUUGGCAGAUAACGGUCAGGCUGUUUUAUCGACUAUCCAUCAACCUAGUGCCAUUCUUUUCCAACAGUUUGACAGACUUCUGUUCUUGGCGAAGGGAGGUAAGACGGUGUAUUUCGGCGAUAUUGGCAAGGAUUCCACAACUUUAUUGGACUAUUUUGAGGGCAAUGGCGCACGGAAAUGUGACGCUGCUGAGAAUCCUGCGGAAUAUAUGCUCGAGAUCAUUGGCGCAGGUGCGUCUGGUAAAUCAACUCAAGAUUGGCCCUCCAUUUGGCAAGAAUCCAAAGAGUCAAACGAUAUCCAAGCUGAACUCGGCCGAAUUCAUCAAGAACGAUCUGCUGCACACUCUCAGCCCAAUGGCGAUAAUAGCACUUCCGAAAACCAGUCUACUCUGGCUGCUUCCAAUUCUUCAGAAUUUGCAAUGCCGUUCAAAGACCAACUUUGGCUCGUUACUGUUCGCGUGUUCCAGCAGUACUGGCGUGAUCCCCAGUAUAUCUUUGCCAAGUUGCUCUUAGGUCUGGCAUCUGCAUUGUUUAUUGGGUUUUCAUUCUUCAAGCCAAACAGCAGCUUGCAAGGAUUCCAAGAUGUUAUAUUUAGCACGUUUAUGAUGACGUCUAUUUUCUCCACACUUGUCCAACAGAUUAUGCCUCGAUUUGUCCAACAACGAUCGCUGUAUGAGGUUCGAGAACGCCCCUCCAAAGCAUAUUCAUGGGCCGCCUUCCUCGUCGCCAACGUCGUUGUCGAAAUUCCGUACCAGAUAAUCUUGGGUGUAAUUGUGUGGGCAAGCUACUACUACCCCAUCUAUGGAGCAAAUCAAACAUCAGAACAACAGGGUUUGAUGCUGCUUUUCGUCGUCCAAUUUUUCAUCUUCACGUCUACCUUUGCCGACCUAGUUAUUUCCUCAAUGCCUAAUGCUGAAAUGGCUGGUACAAUUGCCACAUUCGCAUUCGCAUUGACCCUAACUUUCAACGGUGUUAUGCAGCCACCUAAUGCAUUGCCCGGAUUCUGGAUCUUUAUGUACCGCGUCUCGCCUCUAACAUACCUUGUCUCUGGUAUGACUGGAACCGGUCUGGAUGAUCGACCUAUCGUUUGCUCGAGUCCUGAGAGAAGCGUCUUUGAUCCUCCCACUGGCCUUACCUGCGGCGCAUACAUGAAACAAUAUCUUGCAGUAGCUCCCGGUGUUCUUUACAACCAGGACGCGACGAGUAAUUGUCAAUACUGCUCUCUGACUAACGCAAACCAGUUCUUGGCUGGUAGCAGUAUCUACCCCGAUCAAAAAUGGCGCAACUGGGGAAUCGGAUGGGCUUACAUCGGUUUUAACAUCUUCGGCGCCUUAGCAUUGUACUAUGCAUUCCGUGUGCAGCAUUACAGCCCUACAUCCCUGAUUAGAGGAGUGCGUGACUGCGGAAGCGUUGUCGGACGCAUGUUCAAGAGAAGCUCCGAGGCACCAAAGGGUACAAAACCGCAAGAUGGAAGAGUUUUCUAGCCGUUCUUUACUUUUCUAUAUUUUUGUCUGACAACCAUCUAUCUGUUUUUAAUUUGUUUGCUUUUUUGUCCACCUAUAUAAUUACUUCUAGUAACUUUCUCUACGAUGUAGAUAGUCACUACACCUUUAAAAAUACAUUUUCUUAAGUUUUAUA